Molecule: messenger RNA, 801 nt
Organism: Marasmius oreades (fairy-ring Marasmius)
Lineage: Eukaryota; Fungi; Basidiomycota; Agaricomycetes; Agaricales; Marasmiaceae
Exons: 6
Coding region: 53-691 (212 amino acids)
Biological process (GO): mitochondrial respiratory chain complex assembly
Cellular component (GO): mitochondrial inner membrane peptidase complex; membrane
Molecular function (GO): serine-type endopeptidase activity
Source: RefSeq, a predicted model, not a curated record
GGCUUUCAAAUUUCAAACCUCGAAUUUCUGAGUUCGAAGGUACUCAAAUGUCAUGCUGAAGCGGAUAUUAGAGCGUUUCAGCCGCUUGCGACCAACAACUGACCGGCCAAAGAAAACUCGGCAGUCGAGAGUCUGGCGUUAUGUAUAUUGGGGACCCACGGUUGUUGUUCUAGGACAGUAUUUCUACAACUUGAAAACGGUUUCGGGGCGAAGUAUGCAGCCCACGCUCAAUCCUGAUUCAUCGCUCCGCAAAGAUAUUGCAUUAUUCGACCGAUUUGCCAUCCAUACUCUUCAACGGUUUCAAAGAGAAGAUAUCGUUACUCUGAAAUCACCAGAAAACCCUGAACGAACGUUAGUGAAGAGAAUCAUAGCUUUACCAGGAGACCUAGUCAAGACGUUACCACCUUAUAAGGAAGCUGAAGUUGUAGUUCCUACGGGACAUGUUUGGAUAGAGGGAGACGAGCCUUUCCGUAGUGACGACAGUAACCGUUUUGGUCCGGUUUCUGCCUCGUUAAUAGAUUCGCGUAUGGUGUGUGUCAUUUGGCCCUUGAGUCGAUUUGGCCUUCCUCAGCAAUCUACCACACUUCAAGCCGUUUCACCCGGCGACCACCCAUCGCAACGAGCUGCUAGGGCAGAAUUUGAGAGGUAUCGGUGGAGGCAAUCGAGAGUGGUGCGGAGCACUGACUUUUGAGUCAAAAUUCUUGGUAUCUGCGCUUGCGCUACGGUUGCGCUCUCUUGUACCUAUUCCUUGAAAGAUAUUUAAGAUAUCUUUCCGAAUAAUAUUUCCAUGUCGAAGAGUCA